AUGCCCUCUUCUCUUCCCAGCUCAGUCCACCACUGCACCAUGGGACCGUCUCCUCUCCUGCUCUGCCUGCUAUGGGCGGCCAUGGUUAGCGUGACCGUGGCGCAAACCCCUAAGUUCUUGGUCGCCGCACCUCGCCUCCUACAUGUGGGUGUCAAAGAAGAUGUGUGGGUGCAGAUGGAGUGGAAAAAAGAGGACAAAGCGCCAAAUGAUGUUGCUGUAGAGAUGUACCUGCGCAAUCAGAAGACCUUUGACGAGUGCUCGGAACGUUACCGUUUAACUCUGCAAGCGAGGGACAACCAUAUUAAAAAACAGACUAUAGAGCUCACUCCCAGAAGGGCAUCUACAUGCAAGUUGGAUGAGCGGAGGGGUAGCAGGUAUGUCCAGCUGGUUAUGACUAGUGCCAUCCUGGGAGCAAAACCAAACGUUGUGUCCAUACCUAUCUCCUACAAGAGAGGCUACAUCUUCAUCCAGACUGACAAGAGCGUGUACACCCCCAAAGAAUUCGUUAACAUUAGAGUGUUCACUCUGGACCACAUGAUGAGACCCACCAAGGAAACCAUCACCAGCACAGUGACUAAUGCGGAAGGUUUGCAAGUAUCAAAGAUCCAGAAGAUUUCUCAAAACUCAGUUGCGACUGACAAGCUUCAAAUUCCGGAUAUUUCAACGACUGGAGUGUGGAAAAUAUCGGCGUAUUUUACCGCGGCUCCAGAAUCAAACUUCACCACAGAAUUUGAAGUGAAAAAUUAUGUUCUCCCGAAUUUUGAGGUGAAGAUCAUACCGGAAGUCCCAUAUUUCCAGAUAAAUAAAGCACAUCUUAGAAUCAAAGUGGAAGCCAGGUUUGUGUAUGGAGAACCUGUAAAUGGCGUAGUCCAUGUAGUCCAUGUACGUGUUGGAAUAAUAGACCAAACUGGGAAGAAAAUGAUGUUACAAGGCUUGGAACAGCAAGUGAAGAUGGAAGACGGAGAAGGUACAGUUCAAAUAAGCAAAGAUGACAUCCUGAAGAAGACCGCUCAGCCAGCAGAGAACUUGGUGGGAUCCACAUUCUACAUUGCAGCUACUGUAUUGGAGAAGGCUUCCGGAACUCUGGAAGAAAAGGAGCUGACCUCUGUAAAGUUUGUGACUUCCCCAUACAAUAUUGAUUUGUCCAAAACGAAGAAAUAUUACACCCCUGGGACCCCAACACAGAUUGUGGUAGAAGUCACUUACACAGACGGCACACUGGCAAGGGGUGUCCCGGUUAAACUUCUGAAACAGAACACACAACUGAGCUCCUUCUUAUCAGAUGAGGAUGGGAAAGCCGUCUUCCAGAUCAACACUGAAGCAAAGGAGAAGUCCCUGGACCUUACGAUCAGAGCGGAAGGAAGUGACGGUCGACAGGAGGAAAGAAUACAUCUCACUUCCUAUACAUCAAAAACCAACAGCUUCCUUCAUAUGAAUGUUCCCAGCCAGGUUCUGAGCCCUGGGGAAAGCAUAAAGGUCACUUUGAAGGUGGUCACUCCUCAGUCUGGGAGUGUCAGGAGAAUCUAUUACAUGGUGCUCAACAAAGGUCAGAUCCUGGAAUUGAAGUCCAUAGAGAAAAGUGAAUUCAUUGUGUUUUCUGUUCCUGUUUCAACCAAACUGAUCCCCUCCUUUCGCAUUAUCGCCUACUACUACCUGGACUCGGAGACUGUGGCCAACUCAGUGUGGGUAGACGUCAGCGAUGUCUGUGAAGGCAAGCUACAAGUUAGGACGGAUGUAGCAGACAGCAUUCUCCCAGGGACAUCAUUCAUGCUGACAAUGGAAACAGACGAACUAACAUCAGUGUCCUUAUCUGCGGUGGACACAGCGGUGUACCUUCUGAAUUCUAAGAACAAGCUGACACCUGGCAAGGUGUUCAAGGCCAUGAAUGAUUAUGACCUGGGCUGCAGUCCUGGAGGAGGGAGGGAUUUUAAUUCUGUCUUCAUGGACUCCGGUGUGGCAUUUGUCUCUUCAUCCGGGUACAGUGACUUGGCCGGAUUUGGCUGCCGGGUUUCGCAAAGGAAGAAAAGAUCCAUAGACUUCAAUGCACUCACCAAACAGAAAGCCGACAAGUUUUCUUCACCAGAUCUGAAAAAAUGCUGCCACAACGGCAUGGCACUCCUACCUCCUCGCAUGGACAGAGAUUGCGGCAAGAGAUCCAAGCGUGUUGCAAGCAAUGACUGCCGCAAUGCCUUCCUAGAAUGCUGCCAAUAUGCUGAGGACCUGCGCAAGAAGAUCACCAUUGAGAAGAGAAAAAAAAACACCAUUGGGAGGACCCAGGUGAAUGAUCAGGAAGAAGAUGACUUUGCAGAUGAAAAUGAUGUUCAGGUACGCUCAAACUUCCUAGAAAGCUGCUUAUGGAGGACGGUGGAGGUGAACAAAAAGCACACUGAAUGGGUUCCAGUCCCAGAUUCUAUUACCACAUGGGAGAUCCAGGCAGUCGGAAUGUCUGCAGGAAAAGGGUUUUGUGUGGCUGACCCGGUCAAGGUGAAAGUUUACAAACCGUUCCACAUUCAUUUGAGAGUUCCAUCGACAGUGAAGAGAUUUGAACAGAUUGAGCUGAGACCUGUAUUGUAUAACUUUCAAGAAGUGGAGAUGAAGGUGAAAGUGUUUGUGGAGAAAACAGAGGGAGUGUGUACCCCCAGCACACCUGAAGGAGGCGCUGUAGAGCAGAUUGUAACUUUGGCCAGCAGGUCAGCUCUCUCCAUCCCAUUCUCUGUGGUUCCCAUUGGAAAGGAAAACCUGGCCGUGACUGUCAAGGCUUUAGGACCGUUGGGCAUAUCGGACGCUGUGUUGAAAGUGCUUCAUAUCGUGAGAGAAGGCGUUCCAGUGGUUGAAGAGAAGACAUAUGUUUUGGAUCCCAAAGACUCAUCCAGAAGAGUUUUAAGAAUUGAGGACAACUUACCUGCAAAUGUGAUCCCAGAUGCUGAUUUCCGCUCUAGUGUGAAAAUUACCAUGGACAACCCAAUCAACACCAUAAACAACAGCCUGAGCUCAGAUGGAGUGAGCAAAUUGAUCCGAGUCCCCUAUGGCUGCGCUGAACAGACUAUGAUCUCCACUGCUCCGGGGGUGUACGCCAUGCGCUACCUUGAUCAAACCGAUAAGUGGUUAACUCUCCCACCAGAUCGCAAGGACCAGGGCCUGGAGAACAUGAGGAACGGAUACUCAAGGAUACUACAGUACAGGAAACCUGAUGGAUCAUACGGUGCCUGGCUACAUAGACCCAGCAGCACUUGGCUCACAUCUUUUGUGGUGAAAGUGAUGUCCUUGUGUCGUAAAUAUAUUGACGUUGAUGUGGAAGAGAUCCGGCAAUCUGUCACCUAUCUCACUAGCAAGCAGAUGAGCACUGGGGCUUUCCAGGAAACCACACCAGUCAUCCACCAAGAUAUGAUGGGAGGUGUUACAGGGAAGAACGCUGAAGUUUCACUAACAGCUUACGUGCUGAUUGCUCUCCAUUAUUCUGAGGAAGCUCUUGCUGAAGAUGACACCAAAGCGAAAAGCAGCAUUAGCAAAGCAAUAGAUUACCUGCGCACCUCGUUGGACUCCUUGUCUGAGCCGUACCCCCUGGCUAUCACUGCCUACGCCCUCGCUCUUACAUCUGCUGACUCCAUUUUGAAGGGCAAUGCCUACAAAAAAAUGAUGUCUAAAGCCCAAGGAGGGUCUAAGCAAGGUGAGCUGUAUCUGGGCCCUGAAGGUACAGCUCUUGCUGUUGAAACAACAUCCUAUGCAUUGCUGGCGGCUCUGCUCCAUAAAGACCUUCCCAAUGCAAAAGCCAUGUAUACCUGGCUCUCCGAGCAGCAGAACUAUGGCGGGGGAUUUAAAUCGACCCAGGACACAGUCAUGGCGCUGGAAGCUCUCUCCGAAUACUGGAUCCAAACAUCCAACGAAGACCGCAAUGAGUUACAUUUGGAGAUUCAAUCCUUGGAAAGAUCUGAAAUAAAAAAAGAUAUCAUUCUCCACAAUGAUGAUGCCAUUCAGGAAGAGCUGAAAUCUAUUGGGAAAAAAUUUACAGUGAAGGUAUCUGGAAAAGGAACAGGUAUCUUAACGGUCCUCAAGAGGUAUAACAUCAUGAAAGUGGAGGAGUCAGACUGUUCUCAGCUUGGGCUGGAGGUAGAGGUUUCCGGAGAUGAAGUUGUAGAGCAAUUGGAUUACAAUUAUGAUUAUGACUACGAGGAAGAUCAGAUGGCUGAUGAACCCCUGCAGAAUAUCCACUGGCAUGACCUGCGCAGCAGAGCAAGGAGAGAGGUCUCCCAGCCCAAAGAGAAGCAAGUGAAAGUGGUCUACUCAAUAUGGUUGUGGAGAAAAGCUAAGGAUCGUGCCACUGGAAUGGCUAUUGUUGACAUCACCAUGCUAAGUGGCUUUGAACCUAGCACACAGGAUCUGAACAAGUUGAAGGACGGAGAGGAGAGAUACAUCAGUCAUUAUGAGAUCCAUGGGGGAAGACUUCUCAUGUACUUUGAUAAGGUCACCAGCCGUCGGGAACUUGUGACAUUUGAGGCAUUUCAGACAGUGAAGGUGUCACCCCUGCAGCCCGCCUCUGCAGUCUUGUACGACUUUUAUGAGCCAGGCAACCAGUGCAGAGUGUUCUACAGCGCCCCCUCCAGGACCACCUUCAUUUCUACCCUAUGCUCAGGAGAAGUGUGUCAGUGUGCAGAAGGUCCUUGCCCCACGUUGAAGAGGACCCUGUCCAUGGAAGAGAAGAAUGAGCGUCAAGAAUUUGCUUGUUACUUCCCACGUGUGAAGUAUGGCUACCAUGUGAAAGUGUUAGAAAUGAAGCCAGAAGAUGCGUUCAUAGUGUACAAAGUUCAGAUUAUUGAAGUUCUGCAGAAAAGUGCAGAUGAGACCCUUGAAGCUGGAGACAUCCGAUACUUCUACCAGCGUGCAUCCUGCAAGAUGCGCAUUGAUACGGGUACAAAGGAGUAUCUGAUUAUGGGGCAAGACGGGGAGACAAGGGAUGAAGAGAACAGGUUGAGAUACAUCCUGGAAAACAAUUCUUGGGUGGAGGAUUUGGCUAGUCCACAAGCCUGCAAGGCCACGCGCAACCGUAACAAAUGCAUUGACAUGAACAACUUCAUAAAUGACUACCGAGACAAUGGCUGUAAAGUGUAA
This is a messenger RNA of Staurois parvus, 5106 nucleotides long. The record is from the annotation of a GenBank genome assembly. Lineage: Eukaryota; Metazoa; Chordata; Amphibia; Anura; Ranidae.